This is a messenger RNA of Oncorhynchus mykiss (rainbow trout), 2980 nucleotides long. The record is from RefSeq and is a predicted model, not a curated record. NCBI's taxonomy places the organism in Eukaryota, Metazoa, Chordata, Actinopteri, Salmoniformes, Salmonidae.
CGGCCGGAGAUCGAUGAGAGGAUUAUACCAACAGCUCUUUCUCUCCGUUUCUUUAUGUUAGGAUAGAUUUUUUUGUGUCCGUUUUGGUUUUGGCGUUGGGGUUGGUGGUGGGUGGCUGGUAUUUUGGAAGGGCGGAGUAUCUCCUCCUUGCCCCUUUCCCCAGGAGGAGGCUGGCAUCGGGGCUUCCUGAUGCCAGGGCUCGUCUAGAGAGGGUGGACGCGGGACGCUCCGACAUGCCCCACCCCCUUCCCUCUGCCGGGCCCCCUGAUUGGCGGAGCCAGGGGAGGACCUCGCACACAACCAAACCAACCAGACCUGUUCUGCUGUGUCUCCUGUGUGUCCUGUCUUCCCUGGUGGAUCUAACCACCGCCUGUCCUCCGACCUGCUUCUGCAACGCCACCGACGUAGACUGCAGCGGGCGCGGCCUGCUCUCCAUGCCCGCCCUCACCCAUCUCCCCGUCUCCGCCCGCACCCUCCUGCUGCCCAACAACCACCUCUCCUCCCUGGGUCCAGGGUCCUUCGCUAACCUCACCUCCCUGGAGCGACUGGAUCUCUCCAACAACCACCUCUCCUCCCUGGGUCCAGGGUCCUUCGCUAACCUCACCUCCCUGGAGCGACUGGAUCUCUCCAACAACUACCUGGAUAAUCUUCCCCCAGCGCUCUUCAAGGACCUGGGGAAUCUAUCAGAUCUGACCCUCCACAACAACAGUCUUAGGGCCUUGGAUAGGGAUCUCUUCCAGGGGCUGGUGGGGCUGAGGAAGCUAGAUGUCUCCCUCAACGGGCUGUCUGAUAUCCCCCUGGGUCUGCUGGAUGAGCUGCAGGGGCUGACGUGGCUCUCCGUGGCCGGGAACAGGCUCCAUGCCCUGGAGAGAGCAGCCUUCGAGCCCCUGGCUAACCUCCAGUCUCUUCAGCUAGGGGCUAACCCCUGGGAGUGUGACUGCAACCUGAGGGACUUCAAGCACUGGAUGGAGUGGCUGCUGUACAGAGGUGGUAAGGUAGAUGGGGUGGAGUGUACCCUCCCUAAGGACCUGCGAGGGCGGGACAUCCGUGGUGUUCCAGUGGAGAUGUUCAACUACUGCCUCCAACUGGAUGACGAGAACAGGGGAGGAGGGGGGCCGCGGAGCGGAGGAAAAGAAGGUUCAUCCCCGCCCUGCGGCCGAACUACCGGCCCCGGAGCCCCCACAUCCGAAUCUGAAGUCCCCGCUGCGGGCGACCUGGUGCCCGUCCCGGACUGUGUGCGGCGGCGCUACCAGCCGGUGAGCGUGCGGAGGGCCAUCGGGACGGUGGUGAUAGCCGGGGUUGUGUGUGGCAUCGUGUGUAUCAUGAUGGUGGGGGCGGCGGCCUACGGAUGUAUCUAUGCCUCGCUCAUGGCCAAGUAUCAACGAGAGCUGAAGAAGAGGCAGCCGCUGAUGGGAGACGGGGAGGGUGACGCAGACCCUGAGGACAAGCAGAUCUCCUCUGUGGCAUAGAGGGGUCAGGGGUUAGAGAUCAGGGGUCAAGGUUGAAAGGGCUCUAUUACUCCUCUCCCUCCGCCUCCUCUCCCCCUGAAACCAACCAGCUCCUGCUACUGUCUUCUCUAUCUCCACCAAACGACAAUCACAAUGGGUCCUCUCCUCCAUUCUGAACCCUGUUCUCAUUCUGAGAUGAGAUAGAUAUGUAUGAGUCAGACCACUAGACAACCGCCUGAUAGGGUGAUCAACAAACUCUGAAACUUCAAUGACCCUUCUCUAUCCCUCAGCCCACAAACCCCACAGCCCUGCAGAAACAAGAACUGGGUCUGGUUUGGCUUGGUCUGGACUGGUCUGAUUUGACAUGGUCUGGUUUGGCAGGACAUGGUGGAGGGAUGGCCUGAUUCUCUCUGUCCUCUCCCUCCUGUUGUUCUCUGAGAUGGAGGGAUGGCCUGAUUCUCUCUGUCCUCUCCCUCCUGUUGUUCUCUGAGAUGGAGGGAUGGCCUGAUUCUCUCUGUCCUCUCCCUCCUGUUGUUCUCUGAGAUGGAGGGAUGGCCUGAUUCUCUCUGUCCUCUCCCUCCUGUUGUUCUCUGAGAUGGAGGGAUGGCCUGAUUCUCUCUGUCCUCUCCCUCCUGUUGUUCUCUGAGAUGGAGGGUUGGCCAGACGCUCAGAGGGAUAUUAAAAAAUAAGGGAUUAAAAGAUGCUGCUAUUGUCUUUCAUCCCUCCCUCCCUUUCAUCCCUCCCUCUGUGUUCCCACCUGCUGUAAGAGUACACAACCGUUGUGGGGACUUUUCCUCUCCCCUCCUCCCCUCAUCCUCCCUUUCAUCCCUCUGUUCCCACCUUCAAGAGGAGUACACCCACGCUGUGGGGACUUCUCUCCUCUCUUCCCUGUCUGUGUAAUCUCUAUGGAUGGGACAUCAACCUCUCCUACUAACGAGCAGGAUCUUCCCCCUCACCCCUGAAUUGGCUGGACAAACAAAGCGUAUAUUAUUCUAUACUGCUCUCUGGUUUAGGUGAUUUAAUAUAGCCUCUAUUACAUGCAGUGACCCAACUCCUGGGUUUUGAUAAACAUUCAUUUGGUCCCGUAUCGGUUUUUCAUUUGGUGGUGCUGGUUUUGUUUGGGUGAUAACCUGAUAUCCUGUAACGUUUUAGAGCUGGUUAGAUUUGCUCCGACAAAAACCCUUCAGGUAUACCGUCUUGCUAGCGAUGUUGGUAAUAAAAAACUAACUGAAUCCAGUUGUUAAAUGGGUCAUAACCCACGUACAGUACAGUACAGUACCACAGUUCUCUGUGAUGGGGAAUGAGACCCUGGAUCACUACCCAGGAUUCCAUAGUAGCUUGGGAGGCGUGUCUUGACAACACAUCUGUAUAUGAUGGUAGAUAAACAGGCUGAUGCCGAUGAAAGAGAACUAGAGACAGAUCAAAUGGGAUCAAAUGGGAUGUAAUGGGAUGUAUGGGAUGUAAUGGGAUGUAUGGGAUGUAAUGGGAUGUAAUGGGGGAUGUAAUGGGAUGAAAUGGGAUGAAAUGGGAUG